AAACCCCAUCAGCCUUUUUUUUUUUUUUUUUUUUUUUGCUUUUUGGUUAUUUAAACACUAUUCCCAAACCAUUUCUUAGUAUAUAAACAUACAUUGUCUUCAAUCUGAACCACACCUGCUCUCAUCUUUCCCUUCCAUGAUCAUAUAUUCAUAUAAACAAAAUAUUCUUUUCAAUUCCCUUCACUAUUUUUCAUACACCCCCAAAAAAAUAAAGAUAUAGAAGUAAAUUAUAUGCUUAUAGUUUUGAAACUAUUUCUUGCUUUCAUCUAGUUCACUUGUUCAAUCUGGCUCUCUUCAAAUUCUCUCUUCCUUAAUUCAACAUUUAUAAAAAUCUUUCUAGCAUGUAACUUCUGACAAAUCCAUCCACUUAUUCAGUUAAAACCCAAAAAUAUAUAAAAAAAAGAGAGAGAGAUCUUGGUUCGAUCUGGCUCGAAUUCAGACGAUCUUGUAGCGACAACUUUAUAAAAACAUACAAAUUAUGUAAGAUAUCCGCCACUCCCUAUUUUCAAAACAAAACCAAAAAAAAAAAAGAAACAUUAUAUUUUGUACCAUAUAUAUUUUGUUGAAAAUGGAGAGUAAGGACGGGCCAACGCCACCAGUAUCAGCUCCCGCAACACCUGGAACGCCUGGAGGUCCAUUGUUCACGUCUCUUCAUGUCGACUCAUUGUCGUAUGACCGCAAGUCAAUGCCUCGCUGCACAUGUCUGCCUGUUGCUGCACCAUCUUUCGGCGCACCACACACCUGCUUCACUGAUUUCCCUUCUCCCGACAUCUCUCUCACCCGAAAGUUAGGAGCGGAAUUUGUGGGAACGUUUAUACUGAUGUUUGCAGCCACAGCAGGACCAAUAGUGAAUGAAAAAUACACAAAUUCUGAGACACUAAUAGGGAAUGCAGCAUGUGCAGGGCUUGCAGUGAUGAUAAUAAUAUUAUCAACUGGUCAUAUUUCAGGAGCCCAUUUGAACCCGUCUCUCACGAUUGCGUUUGCAGCCUUCCGCCAUUUUCCAUGGGCCCAGGUCCCGGCCUACAUCUUGGCCCAAGUGUCGGCUUCCAUAUGCGCUUCGUUUGCACUCAAAGGUGUGUUUCACCCGUUUAUGUCUGGGGGUGUCACUGUUCCUUCUGUAGGCACUGGCCAAGCCUUUGCCCUUGAGUUCCUCAUCGCCUUUAAUCUCCUCUUUGUUGUCACUGCUGUUGCUACCGACACUCGCGCUGUAGGAGAACUGGCAGGUAUUGCAGUUGGGGCUACUGUUAUGCUCAACAUUCUUGUUGCAGGGCCAUCAAGCGGUGGUUCGAUGAAUCCGGUGCGUACUCUAGGACCAGCAGUUGCAACAGGGAACUACACGGUGCUAUGGGUGUACCUACUGGCACCAACACUUGGAGCCUUGGCUGGAGCUGGUGCCUACACAUUGGUUAAACUUCAAGGGGGUGAGGGAGAGCGACCACGAAGCUUUCGUCGGUAAAUUGGUUAUGGGGAUGCAGGGAAUUAUAUACAAGAGGCAUGUACGAUAGCUGCCCUUUUUAUUUAAGUUGUGUAUUUGGUAUAAUGUUAAUAAGAGGGGAUGCGACUGCAUGCAUGUCCCUUGGAACUGGUGUGGGAAUUAAGGGUGAUUUGGUGUAGGUGAAUGCAAGUGUGUGAUGUGAGAAUCGAAUGUAUGUUGUUAUAGGGUUGGAUGAUAAUUGUGAUGUUCAAAGUUGUGAUAUAUAUUUGAUGUCUUUAUUUUGUAA
Helianthus annuus (common sunflower) is the source of this 1721-nucleotide messenger RNA. RefSeq names its product probable aquaporin NIP5-1. The coding region runs from base 569 to 1456 and encodes 295 amino acids. The transcript has 4 exons. Gene Ontology annotation, biological process: transmembrane transport. The record is from RefSeq and is a predicted model, not a curated record. NCBI's taxonomy places the organism in Eukaryota, Viridiplantae, Streptophyta, Magnoliopsida, Asterales, Asteraceae. Gene Ontology annotation, cellular component: membrane. Gene Ontology annotation, molecular function: channel activity.